Papilio polytes (common Mormon) is the source of this 1639-nucleotide messenger RNA. RefSeq names its product probable ATP-dependent RNA helicase pitchoune. The record is from RefSeq and is a predicted model, not a curated record. Gene Ontology annotation, molecular function: ATP binding; nucleic acid binding. NCBI's taxonomy places the organism in Eukaryota, Metazoa, Arthropoda, Insecta, Lepidoptera, Papilionidae. Gene Ontology annotation, biological process: maturation of LSU-rRNA from tricistronic rRNA transcript (SSU-rRNA, 5.8S rRNA, LSU-rRNA). Gene Ontology annotation, cellular component: nucleolus. The coding region runs from base 133 to 1587 and encodes 484 amino acids. The transcript has 10 exons.
UACAGAACUGGAAGAAUGUUGUUGUUCGUUUUGUUUGCUGCUGUUUACCCUGAAAAAUAUAUUAUAAGGCAGAAGUUUGAAAUAGAAACAGACUUAGUUGCUUUUAGUACUGCGAGUCGAAAUAGAUUGUAAAUGGAUGACACCAAAAGGACAAAGUUUAAAACAUUAAAAUGUAAAGUUUCUCAGGCUACAAUAAAUGCAAUUAAAAGUAUGGGAUUUAAAUAUAUGACUGACAUUCAGGCCGAAGUUUUGCCCAAGGCAUUAGAUGGAGGAGACGUCGUCGCUACGGCUAAGACAGGUUCUGGAAAAACUUUGGCUUUUCUAAUCCCUUCAGUAGAACUUGUUAUCAAACAGAUGCAAAAUAAUUACCAAGGUACAUUUGGUAUAAUAAUAUCGCCAACUAGAGAACUAGCAACCCAAACAUACCAAGUACUCCAGGAAAUUAUAUCAUACCAUGAAGGAAUCACUUCAGCAUUGAUAAUUGGUGGUGAAAGUAGGAAAAUGCAAAGCAACAAACUUGCUGCUGGUGUUCACAUAGUUGUUGCAACUCCGGGAAGGUUAUUUGAUCAUAUGAGGACUAAAGAGUUUGACUACAAUCAUGUUCAAUGUUUAGUAUUGGAUGAAGCAGAUAAAAUAUAUCAAUACGGCUUUGAGGAAGACUUGAAACAGAUUAUAAAAAGGCUUCCCAAACAAAGACAAACAAUGUUAUUCAGUGCGACACAUGCAGAAACAACAGAGGAAUUGAUAAAGUCAGCAAUGAGAGAUGAUUUACAUUUAAUUAACACUAAUGAAGACAAUGACAGGGCAACAGUUGAAGGGUUAAAACAGGGAUAUGUGAUUUGUGAAACAGAAUACAGGCUCUGUUGGUUGUAUAAAUUAUUAAAGAAGACACAAAAUCUCAAAGUCAUGGUAUUUUUUUCUAGCUGUAAGUCAGUUGUGUUCCAUCAUGAAUUCUUAAACAAAUAUUGCAAUUUAUCUGUUCUAUGUAUUCAUGGUAAAAUGAACCAAUCUGAUAGAACAGCGACUAUGAACAAUUUUUAUAAAGCUGAAAAAGUUGCAUUAUUUUGCACUGACUUAGCGGCACGGGGUUUAAACAUACCUGCAGUAGAUUGGAUUGUGCAAUUUGAUCCACCAGCUGACGCCAAUGAAUAUAUUCACAGAGUGGGCAGAACAGCUCGAGGCUUGGGAGCAGCGGGACAUGCAGUUUUAUUGCUAAGACCAGAAGAGAAGGAAUUCAUAGAAUAUCUACAGGAAGCUAAAAUAUAUUUAGACAAAUAUGAAUUCUGGGGUAAAUUAAGUAGUCUUCAAAAGAAUCUUGAUAUAGCAUUACAGAACCCAGAAUUUGUCAAAAUGGCCGAAGAAGCAUUUGAAGGUUACAUAAGAGCAUUUGAAGUUAAAAAAUUAAAGCAUAUUUUUAAUUUAUUAACAAUGGACAUGGAUGUUGUUGCUAAAUCUUUCGGUUUGAAAGAAAAACCAGAUGUAGAUAUACGUGUUGGUUUCAGUAAAAAGCAUAGACCAAGAAAACGGGCAGCCGCGCUACUCGCUACAAACGUAUCAGCAGAAUCAACAAAACAAUUAAAAAAUUGAGUUUUAUUUAAUCACUAAAACAUUCUAUGGUAAAUAAAUUGAUUUUAUAUAA